Monascus purpureus is the source of this 1692-nucleotide messenger RNA. The record is from the annotation of a GenBank genome assembly. NCBI's taxonomy places the organism in Eukaryota, Fungi, Ascomycota, Eurotiomycetes, Eurotiales, Aspergillaceae.
AUGGCCUUCGCCGGCCAAGCACCCACAAUUGUCGUGUUGAAGGAGGGGACGGAUACCUCUCAGGGAAAGGGUCAGGUCAUUUCGAACAUCAACGCCUGCGUCGCAGUACAGUCCACGAUCAAAAGCACGCUUGGUCCAUAUGGAGGAGAUCUCCUGCUCGUCGAUGGAAAUGGCAAGCAAACUAUUACAAAUGAUGGAGCGACAGUGAUGAAACUCCUCGAUAUUGUACAUCCUGCCGCCCGCAUUCUCACCGAUAUCGCCCGUUCCCAAGAUGCAGAGGUCGGUGACGGAACUACCUCCGUGGUAGUUCUGGCUGGCGAGGUAUUGAAGGAGGUUCGGGAUCUCGUUGAGCAGGGCGUUAGCACUCAAACCAUUGUGAAGGGUCUGCGGAGAGCCAGCGCUAUGGCUGUCAACAAGAUCAAGGAAAUUGCUGUUGACAUGAUCCAUGCUGCGGGUACUGAAGAGGAUAAAAUUGACACGUUACGGAAAUUAGCGGCGACAGCAAUGAACAGCAAGCUGAUCAAACGGAACUCGGAUUUCUUUACCAAAAUGGUCGUGGAUGCCGUACUCUCGCUUGACCAGGAAGAGCUCAACGAGAAGCUGAUCGGGGUAAAGAAGAUUACUGGUGGUGGCCUUCAGGAUUCGCUCUUUGUCAAGGGUGUCGCUUUCAAGAAGACUUUCUCCUACGCCGGUUUCGAGCAGCAGCCCAAGUCGUUCAAGAACCCGAAGAUUGUGUGCUUGAAUGUGGAAUUGGAGUUGAAGAGUGAGAAGGACAACGCAGAGGUGCGGGUCGAGCAGGUGUCCGAGUACCAGGCCAUCGUGGAUGCCGAAUGGCAGAUUAUCUUCAAUAAGCUUGAAGCUGUCUACAAGACUGGUGCAAAGGUUGUACUCAGCAAGUUACCCAUUGGAGAUCUUGCAACACAGUACUUCGCUGACCGCGACAUCUUCUGUGCCGGUCGUGUCGCUUCCGAUGACAUGAACCGUGUCUGCUUAGCAACAGGUGCAGCAGUACAAUCGACGUGUAGCGACAUCCAGGACCGCCAUUUGGGAACCUGUGGCUCGUUCGAGGAGCGACAAAUUGGUGGAGAACGCUAUAACAUCUUCUCGGAGUGUCCUGGCGCGAAAACAUGUACGCUCGUGCUACGUGGUGGUGCAGAGCAGUUCAUUGCGGAGGUCGAGCGCAGUCUGCACGACGCCAUCAUGAUUGUUAAACGCGCCCUGCGCAACACAACUAUCGUCGCCGGUGGCGGUGCUUGCGAGAUGGAACUGUCCAGCUACCUGCACGGCUUUGCCGACCGAAAUGUCCCGCAUAAGCAGCAAGCCGUGGUUAAGGCCUUUGCGAAGGCUCUCGAAGUGAUUCCCCGCCAGCUGUGCGACAACGCCGGCUUCGAUGCUACUGACAUCCUGAACCGCCUACGAGUUGAGCACCGCAAGGGCAACACCUGGGCUGGCGUGGAUUUUGACAACGAGGGUGUCCGGGACAACAUGGCCGCGUUCGUCUGGGAACCUAGCCUUGUCAAGGUCAAUGCUAUUCAAGCUGCGGUUGAGGCUGCUUGUUUGAUUCUGUCGGUAGAUGAAACGAUAAAGAACGAGGAAUCAGCCCAACCGCAAGCACCAACCCGUGGUCUUCCCCCAGGUGCAGCGCAACGGGCACUCGGAGGAGGCCGGGGACGUGGCAUGCCUAGGAGGUAA